Molecule: messenger RNA, 930 nt
Organism: Amaranthus tricolor (Joseph's coat)
Lineage: Eukaryota; Viridiplantae; Streptophyta; Magnoliopsida; Caryophyllales; Amaranthaceae
Product: SKP1-like protein 12
Exons: 1
Coding region: 148-624 (158 amino acids)
Biological process (GO): SCF-dependent proteasomal ubiquitin-dependent protein catabolic process
Cellular component (GO): nucleus; cytoplasm
Molecular function (GO): cullin family protein binding
Source: RefSeq, a predicted model, not a curated record
AAAUUCCGUAGCCCUUGUUUUUUCCUCACUAUAAAUACAACUUUCUCCUAGCGUAUUUCUUUUGAAACAAUUUACAGUUCUCCUUCUGAAGAACGCAAUACAAUUCUCUGUCUCUGGUUUUCUUAGUUUUCUCAAUGUUUCAUAACAAUGGCAUCGUCUUCAUCCGAGAAGAUAAUAACCCUAAUGAGUUCGGAUGGACAGACAUUCGAUGUGGAAUCCGACAUCGUCGAAUCGCAAAGUCUGAUGAUCAAGAGCCUUAUCAAGGGUCACAACUUCACCAAUGGUGUUACUCCGCUUAAAGUUCAUGCAGAUAUUCUGCCGCACAUUCUCGAUUACUGCAAAAAACACGCCAAACAGGAUCCACCUAUAAAUGAUGAAGAACUCAAGAAAUGGGAUGAAGAAUUCAUCAAAUGUAAUUGGAGUAUCUUGUUUGAUCUGACUAUGGCUGCUAAUUAUCUUCUUAUGGAUUCUUUGAUUGAUUUGACUUGCCGAACAGUGGCCGACAUGAUUAAAGGUAUGUCUGUGGAGAAAAUCAGGGAAGAUUUCCAAAUCAAGAAUGAUUUUACACCUGAAGAAGAGAAACAAGUUCGAAAUGAGAAUUCAUGGGUAUUCGAGAGAUUCUGAAGCUAAAAUUGAUUUCUUGUUUAAGAUUUUUUAUAACUUAAUUUAGAUUCUUUUCUUGUUUGGUGGUAUUUAAAUUCCAUUUGAUGAAACAAAAGUAGUUUUUCAUCAUGUUUGUUUGUUUCAACAGUCUCUGUGCUUCUUCCCUCCCCUUUUUAUAGAUUAACUCUGUUUUCUUCUAUAACAUUCAUGUUUUCUAUUCAAUACAAAUUUUGUUCUUUAUCCUACAAAAAAAUUCUUUUGUGUGAUUAUAAUUUCAGAAAUUUGUUGUUCUUGAAGUUAUUUCUCUCAGCUUCUUCCUAAAAUUCA